This is a messenger RNA of Candida albicans SC5314, 3837 nucleotides long. RefSeq lists its product as uncharacterized. The coding region runs from base 1 to 3837 and encodes 1278 amino acids. The transcript has a single exon. NCBI's taxonomy places the organism in Eukaryota, Fungi, Ascomycota, Pichiomycetes, Serinales, Debaryomycetaceae. The record is from RefSeq and is a predicted model, not a curated record.
AUGAAAUCGAGGAAUUCACCUUCUGUGGAUCUGCCGAGAUCACGAAGAGUAGUGAGUAUGGCGUCCACGUCGACUAUACAGAUUUCACACUUGGGUCCGGAACCGGCUAGUAAAGAGGAAUUAUACAAAUAUGUAUUGAAAGUUAUUCUUUUGGAAUAUAGUAAUGAAGCUCGGUUUAGAACACCAAUACUAGAAUCAAUCAAACAAACAACACGUCCUAGUAGCAAUAGAUCAAGUAUGGUAUUUGACCAAAAGAUCCCACAGUAUGCUUUGAAAAACUUGAAAACUCAAUUACAAUUGAUCAUGACAAAUAAAAAACAAGUUGACGAAAAAUUUCGAAGAUCAUUAUUAAGAAUAUACGGUGAAUUAUUAGAUCCCAAUCUGGAGAAUGAGGUUCGGAAAAUUGAUUUUUUGAUACCUAAAUUUGCUGCAUUUGCAAAUCAAGAAUUAAAAAAAGUGUCACAAAUGAAUGAUGACGAGAUAACUGACACUGUUUUUGAACAAACUAGACAAUUUGUUGAUUUUCUUAUAGAAAUUGUGACGGCAAAGAAAGAUUACGAUCCAGCAUUGAUAUCACAAUUGAAAGCCAGAAAAGAUUCUUUCCAAACAUCAAAUGCCAAACUACAACCUGAAUCCAAUCAAAAUGUCAAGUAUCCAACUAAAUCCUAUAGAAUAAGUGACAUGAAUAAAUCAUUUGUUGAUUUACUUAAAAAGAUUUUCGAUGUUGACGAUACGAAAUUACAACAAGAUGUAUUCAAAUAUAAAGACAUAGCAUUAGCUAAACCAUUACAUCAUGAUGUCCAAGAAUUAGCUAAAAUACAGGUGAACCUAGAUAAUUUCUCAUCUGACACUGCAUUGCAACAAUGGAAAGAAAGACAAGAACACAUUAAGUCUCAAGUUAUUAAUAGAUACAAAAUCCCGUCUGACUUGACACUUUUACCUAUACCGCCAAUUCCUAGUGAUGAAGAUUAUUAUGUUCUUCCCAAGAAUGGAGAACUGAGAAUAUAUUUCCAGACUCUUGUGAAAUGCAUAAUGAAUUCUCGGAAUCAAAUGGAAUUUUCUGACCCCAAUGAACCAUUUUUCGAAAAAAAUGAAUUGGACUUGAUUAAUAUUUGUGCAAGAGCUUGGCACAUAGACUACCCCACUAGAGCAGUAGCCUUAUACUCAGCAGCACAAUCUGCAGAUGCAUUGGUUGAUUUUCCCUUAGAUACUGCACUGAAGAAAUCAACUCCUGUAAACAUUAUAGCCAGUGAAAAAUUGUUUCAUUUAUGUAAACAGAUGGUAGAAGAUGGGAACUUGGAUUGGGAUGAAAAAACCAUAUGGUCAAUUGAAGAUCAAAAUGAAUGGGUGAAUGACUUGUCUGAAUCUUAUAGUCAAGUAUUUAAUGCAUUGAAAGAAAACCUUCAAUUGAUAUUCAAUGAAACUGUGAAACCUAAAUUCGGUCCUUAUUUGCAAUUCCUUGGUGAUUACAUUGAAUCAGAUGCAUUAUUCCCAUUGAUGGAAGAGACAAAUUUACCUAAAAAAUGGGAAAAAAGGCUUACAAAGUCAUUAAUGAAAGUUGCUGGAGGCAGAUAUGGAGAAUACCUUGCUAGUUUACCUAGAAAUGGUUCAGUCAAUGUGAUUCACAUAAUUAAUGUUUGUGACAGUUUAAUAGCCGAUAUCAAGAAGCUACAGAAACGUUACAAGAAUCCAUUAUUAGGAUUUUUAAAUGUGGCGAGAACUGUUGCUUCAAUCACUACGGGAAUGUUUGCUAGUGAUGCUGAAGCAACUCUUAACUACAUUAAAACAAUACUACAAAACAAUGAUGAAAGAAUACCUUAUGCCGAUGCCUUGGAGGUUUAUCAAUUGCUUAACGAAAUUAGAGAUAUUCAUAAUCAAGUAACGCCAGCUGGCUCGGUGUUUAAAUUUGAUUUAGAGAAAUUCUUUUACCCUUAUUUGGAAGCUUGGGUCAAUGAAAGUGAUGAGAAAGUACAUGGUAUUGUUAAUGAGGCACUCAAAAAAGAUAACUAUGAACCCAUUGAUUUAGAUGAAGAUGAUAAAAGAAGCAGUCAUACUAUAUUGGAUAUAUUUGCCAUUAUUAAGCAAUAUGUAAUGACAAUUAAAAAACAGAAUUGGAAUGAUGAAAAUCAGAUCAACAAUGUUUAUACUGUUUUAUUGAAAAGUAUUUCCAAUGGAGCAUUGUUCUAUUCUGACCAAGUUUCAAAAAAAAUAAUACAAGAAUUACAACCUCCGGCCCCAGAACCAACAGAAGAAGAAAUUCCUGAAUCGAAAAAGAAUUGGUUGCAUGAAGUUAAAAAUGUGGUUUCAAAUAUUCAAAAUUUUAAAAGACCUGAACCUGAAGUGGUUUACAAUUUCGAAGCAACUACUUGUGUGGCAUUGAAUAACUUAUCAGCAAUGAUGAAUCAAUUAACAAAACUUGAAGAUUGGAUUGAUGUGGAAACACUUUCUGCAACUUCUUCAUCACCAAAACAAUAUUUGAGUCAUGUUUUCUCCAUUAGAAUUGUUCGCGGUGAAAAUCUUCGUGCUUCGAAAGAUGCCAUGUGGGGGAAAAUUAAUCCUUAUGUCGCCGCAGUUGAUUUGAAUGGUAAAAGGUUACUUACAAGGACAAGAACAAUCGAUCAUAACCCUGAUCCUGAAUGGGAUGAAGAAUUUGAAAUUACCAUCCCACCAGAACAGUCAUCACUUGAUAUUUCAGUUGUUGUUUGGGAUGAUAGAUUUGGUCAACAUCAAUUAUGUGGUAAGGCAUUCCUUGAAUUAAACCCCAGAAGAUUUAGUACCAGUGGUAUCCCUGAAGAAAUCACUUUAGACCUAGAUUUCCAAGGGAAAGUUGUACUUGAAGUUGCCGUUGAAAGUGAAAUUUUGGAUGCCAAAUUUGUCAUGGGGAGAGCUUUUAGAGCUUUAAUGAGAGCUCAAGAAAGAUCAAUUAAAUUGAUAGUUGAGAAAUUUUCAGGUUUCAUUCAGAGUUGCUUUUCACGCGCCAAUUUGAAAUCAGUUUGUGCUAAAGGUCAACCAUCAAGAGAAGAAUUUGAACAAUCAAUACAAAAUUUAUGUGAUUAUUUGAAUAUGAAUUUAAGUAUUCUCAAAGGGUUCUUGAUGAAUGAAAUCUUUAUGAAAACUAUGGUGGCAACUUGGAAAAAUGUUGUUAGUGCUGCUGAUGAAUUAAUGUUACCUAAAUUAUCAAAAGCGAAAAUCAAUACUGAAUCUGGUGGUACAUCAUGGCAAUCUGUUUCAUCAAAACUCGCCACAGUUUCAUUAUCUUCAAUUGGGAUUUUAGGAAUUGAUGGACCAUUAUCAAUUAAUGAAAUUGAAACUGUUUUAGGUUGGCUUAAUUUCUUGUGUACAUUUUUCCAUCAUGAAGGUAAUGGACCACCUAUGGAAGAUUUAAAAACUGAUCAAUAUCAAUCAUUACUUUUAGUUCCGGCUUUAUAUGAUCAAACCGAUGAAUAUUUGAUUGAAGAAGUAGAAAGAUUAUCUACUGCUUAUGUACAAAUGUUGAACAAUAGAAAUAAUGCCGAUUUGGCAUUUCAUACUGAAAAUAAUGGGAAUUCAAUUAAAAAUGGGAAAAGCAUGAAUAGAACUGGAAGUCUUUUAAGAAAUAAUACCAUCAAUGCUAAUGCUACUGCAAAAGCCAGAAAGCAAGCUGCUAAAGAAAUAAAAGAAGCAAAAUCAGAUCCGAUUGCCAGUAAAACAUCUAAAGAAGAUAUAAUUUUAAGAAUAUUAAUUGCAAGAGGUAAAAGAAAUUAUGUUUGUCAAAGAUUAAAUCAAAGAGCAAAAUUGGCUUAUAGUAUGGCCACGGAAAGAAUGGCUAGAGCAGCAGCAGAAAGAAGAUUCAAUUGA